CUAUCCACUUCUGCUGCCUCUGAUUGCUUAGCUCACGACCCCCCACCUAAUUUCUCUCUCUUCCCCCAUAAAUUCUGUGUCGUCCACACUCUCCCCAUAAACUGCACUCAAAUUUUGGCAACUGUGAGCUCGACUCUUUCCACUCAACGCUUCUCCAAGGAUCGUGGGUUGGAGUUUGAACUGCUGCUGGCAUCUCCAAAUGUUGUGAAUCGCUAUCUGAAAUCAUGGAAAUUGCGGAAACAAAAUGUUCGUCAGGCUACGGGAAGCCUCCUUGGAUAUUUAAAGGCAGUGCCUUGUACCAGCUUCAUCUUGUGAAAGCAGAAACAGCUCGAGCGUUAAUUCCAAAAGAGUUCAGAUUAGUUGAAGCUUUUGGGUACACUCUUGGUGGCUUUUUUCUUGCCAACUACGAGGAAAGUCCAGCUGGGACAUUUGAUGAGCUAGUGGUGAUUGCUGGAACCGUGUGGAACCCUCCAACGUCCUGCGCAUGGGCAGCCAGGGUGCUUGUAAGUAGUGAUGAUGCUUGUUGUCAUGGACGAAAGGAAGUUGGACUCCCAAGUCAUGUUGCCAAGUUUUCUAAGAGGAUUACUGCGAUUCCUAGGCAGCAAACGAUUACAUCUAAUUUCCUCCUCAACAUGAUUGGUUUGGGUACUGCACGCUCUAGAUCCAAGGAUAGCAUGGAUGUUCAGGUGACUGAAAUUACUGGUUCUUCUGCGACAAACAUGUGUAAUAACAACAUUGCAACUGUUGUUACUGGGCUGACACAUGACAAGUGGAUGGGGCCAGCAAUCAAAAUGUCACUACCAAGUUUUAGUGGACGUACGGAGCAUAAUCCCAGCCUUCUGAAGUAUUCCUGCAAUAUUGAGUGCAGGAUUCGGGCAGUGCAGCCAGCGAAAGUAUCAGGCCCACUUCCAACGUCAAAGCCUGACACAGAAAAAUAUCUGGGCCACCACAAAUGCCAAUCUGUAGAUACUAUUAACGGAGAACUCCAAGACAAUGAACAGAGCCUAAGCAUGUCUGUGAUGUUAUCAAAACCCAUAUUGGCUUUGCAAUUCAGUUGUCUGAAAAUGCAGGUUGAAACCCCAAUUGCAGUUUCUCCCCACCCUAAAAGCUCCAGCAGAACUUCCUUAGGAGCUUCUUGACUAAGCAAAUACAUUAUUGCUCCAUCCAACACAUCUUUUUUUUCCCCUCCUUGUAUUGUAAUGCAAUAAAAUUUCAUAAAAGCCCAAGUUGCAACCA
Molecule: messenger RNA, 1236 nt
Organism: Hevea brasiliensis (rubber tree)
Lineage: Eukaryota; Viridiplantae; Streptophyta; Magnoliopsida; Malpighiales; Euphorbiaceae
Product: protein NEOXANTHIN-DEFICIENT 1
Exons: 11
Coding region: 225-1139 (304 amino acids)
Source: RefSeq, a predicted model, not a curated record